AGAAAUAAUUUAGGAAACACUGAGCUCAAAAUGAACAUAACCUACAAUCAGUUGACAUCUGAAUUGAACAAUUGAACAUACAUGUGUUUGUGCUUAAACCAAAACUAUAUAUUUAUGUGAAAAAAGUUUAUUUAACAAAAUAUAGAAAAUGCGACACGUUCGAUUUUUAGCAAGAACGGUUCUAGUUCAGGAUGGAAACAUAGAAGAAGCUUGUCGAAUUUUAAAUCGAAUUCUAGGAAAAGAAGGAAUAUUCGAUCAAUUCAGGCGAACGAGAUAUUACGAAAAGCCUUAUCAGACUCGCAGACGAGUAAAUUAUGAAAAGUGCAAGGCCAUUUAUAAUGAAGACAUGGAUAGGAAAAUUCAAUUCGUAUUGAGAAAAAAUCACACAGAUCCUUAUCCUGGCUACUUUUAGAGAUGUAUAAUAGUGAA
This is a messenger RNA of Ctenocephalides felis (cat flea), 429 nucleotides long. RefSeq names its product 28S ribosomal protein S21, mitochondrial (gene mRpS21). Gene Ontology annotation, biological process: translation. The record is from RefSeq and is a predicted model, not a curated record. Gene Ontology annotation, molecular function: structural constituent of ribosome. The transcript has 2 exons. Gene Ontology annotation, cellular component: ribosome. The coding region runs from base 149 to 412 and encodes 87 amino acids. NCBI's taxonomy places the organism in Eukaryota, Metazoa, Arthropoda, Insecta, Siphonaptera, Pulicidae.